AUGACUAGGAACAUACCGGAGAACGAUGUUAACCAUCCUCGAUGGCUUCUGGAUAUUAAGGAUUGGUGUAUCUAUCCUUACGCAGAGGUCAAAAGCCAGGUUGAAUCGACUGGAUAUGGCAUCGUUUCAUACACUUGGGGGAUGUGGGCAGACUUUGACAAGCCAGCCGAAUACGUCCCAGGGAACCUUCUUUGGAAUAUCCCAACGGUGGAAGGGCUCCCUCUAGCGCACUGUCGUGAAGUUCUGGACAAUACUAUGGACAUCCGAUUUAUGUGGUGGGACUGGAUGUGCGUUCCUCAGGGGAAACGAGGCAAGAGAGUUACAUUGGAUGACGAGCUUGAACAAGUGAAGGGCCAAGAGAUCGCUAAGCAGAUGGCAAUAUACAAGGGCGCCAAAAAGAGCGUGGUUUGGCUACAUCGCACGAAGUGGGAUGAGAAUCCAAGACUAUCGAAGUACUUAAAGGGGGAUUUCGAGCCUCAUCAAGAUUUUGUGGACACCUUAACCGAUGUUCGUCUAUGCCUUGAAGGUAUCCAGAAGGAUGAACCUUGGGUUACAUCUGGCUGGACACUGCAGGAGGGAGUUCUGCUGGAAAAGACAGUCUUAUCGGAUUACUAUGGCAGAGGUCUUACUGGUAACUUUGAGCCCCUCCAUAAGUAUGCUACGGUUUCCCACCUUUCAAGGACUGCGACAGCGCUUGCCGACAGUCUUUCAACGGCAUUUGUGAAGCAUAGCCAGGGUUGGACAUGCUCGAAAGAUAUGCCACAAGGUACGGCAGAAGAAGUGAAGUGGACACUUGAUUUCAUCAGCGCCUCUUCGUCGAACUACGAGUACAUCGCUACCUUCCUCUCGCAUAUCAUCCGCUCCGGGUUUGUUUGCUACUGGUCUGGAGAUGCGACGCCGCUGUUUCUUCUUGCUGGGGCAAAUGGUCGGAGGUUCACAGUGCCAGAAGACAAAUGCUGGGCUUUGAUAGGUGCUUUGGAGUUGAAAAAUCUGAAUCCCUGGUACUCAAAGGCGAAGACUGAACACGCCAAGCAACAGGACCUCCGCAAGAUAAAGGCCGAGUUUUUCGUGCCUUUGCUGCAAAAAUACCAGUGGCAGUUAUUACUGGUGCCCACGGUAGAGGAUCCAAAGUUAUCCGGCAUGACAUGGCCUGAAAGAGUGGUCCAUGGAGGUGCCUUGCCCCUGGGACUUUAUUUCAUCCCAGACAUCGACGAAGAUUUACCUGUUCUUGAGUAUGAUCAAGAAAAGGACGAGCUUAUCAGCAAUUCGGUAAAGUUCAUCAAGCUGAAAAGCCCUGCCUUUUGCAGGCGUUACAGACAGAACAGCCUCGAUGUGCACACGGGGUUCGUUAAAGUGGACCGAAUCUCUGCGGAGAAUGUGGGCAGGCACUUGUACUGUCCGCUGAAUACUAUCCCAGUCCCUGAUGUUUCAAUCCCAAAACUCCAAGGCUGGGGCGAAGUAAAAGAAGGGCAACGGUGUGUUCACAUUGAACUUCCCGCAGGAAGUGAAACCUCUGGAUACUUCAAGGGAGUAGUUGACCUUUGGGGUCGACCUGACGCGUUCGAAUACCUUGACUUCUCGACAUUUACUAUCCGUGGUUCCAGGUCUUGA
Molecule: messenger RNA, 1611 nt
Organism: Aspergillus chevalieri
Lineage: Eukaryota; Fungi; Ascomycota; Eurotiomycetes; Eurotiales; Aspergillaceae
Exons: 2
Coding region: 1-1611 (536 amino acids)
Source: RefSeq, a predicted model, not a curated record